AUGGUCGUCUACUCAUUCUACAUCUUUGAUCGGCACGCGGAAUGCAUCUACAAGCGCCGCUGGCUUCCGCGCCCAGCCUCGAUCGUGGGGAAGUCCCGCUCUAACACAGUCUCCGAUGCACCGCCAACUGGACUCGGCCAGACAGUGCGAUCAACGGAUGACGAUUCCAAGCUGGUGUUUGGCACAGUCUUUUCCCUGCGAAACAUGGUGCGCAAGCUAGGAGGUGAAGAGGACAACGAAGCCGGGGCUAACUGGACUAGCUUUGUGUCGUUCACCACCAGCCAGUACAAGCUUCACUACUACGAAACGCCGACAAAUACUAAAUUCGUCAUGCUGACGGACCUUAAGAGUCCCAGCAUGCGUAUUGCGCUGCAGCAGAUAUAUAUCAAUCUGUUUGUGGAAUACGUGGUCAAGAAUCCCCUUUCUCCAACCGAGCAUCCCGGCGGCGUGGGCGUGAACAACGAACUAUUCGAGGAGUCAUUGGAGCAAUUCGUGCAGACUCGAGUUCUGUCAUGA
Molecule: messenger RNA, 516 nt
Organism: Penicillium paradoxum
Lineage: Eukaryota; Fungi; Ascomycota; Eurotiomycetes; Eurotiales; Aspergillaceae
Product: TRAPP subunit BET5
Exons: 5
Coding region: 1-516 (171 amino acids)
Biological process (GO): endoplasmic reticulum to Golgi vesicle-mediated transport
Cellular component (GO): TRAPP complex
Source: RefSeq, a predicted model, not a curated record